Molecule: messenger RNA, 1635 nt
Organism: Schistocerca cancellata (South American locust)
Lineage: Eukaryota; Metazoa; Arthropoda; Insecta; Orthoptera; Acrididae
Product: piggyBac transposable element-derived protein 4-like
Exons: 2
Coding region: 1-1635 (544 amino acids)
Source: RefSeq, a predicted model, not a curated record
AUGUCAAGAAGAGGCUUACGAGAUGAAGAAAUCGAACGAUUAUUGUGUGAAAUUCCAUCAGACGAGGAUUCCACUGUUGACACCACAGAUGACGAAUCUGAUUAUGAAGCAAGCAUUGUUGCGGAGGCUAUUGUGUCGUCUGAAGGCGAAGUUUCAGAGAGCGAGGAAGAAAGUGAGUCCACUCCGCCAAAACGCGCUGCUGACACAGCGCCAACUUGGGGACAACAAUUCAAUGCUACCUCAGGAAUGCAGUUCGACAGUGAAUCAGGACCAAGUGCUUUUAUUAGGGACAUUGAUGAUCCAGAACCUAUCGAUAUAUUCGAAAAAAUAUUUCCAAAAGAGCUAGUUGAGCUAAUCGUUUUCCAAACAAAUUUAUAUGCGACGCAAUCUGGCAAGUCUUUCACUCCAACAACUGACAAUGAAAUACGAACUUUCCUGGGAAUCAACAUUUUGAUGGGUAUAAAGCGUAUGCCAGCAUACAGAGACUACUGGUCUAGUGCCCCAGAACUUCAUGAUCGUUAUAUUGCAUCUCUGAUGGCAGUAAAUCGGUUUGGAUGGUUACUGAGGAACAUUCAUCUGAAUGAUAACACAUUGCAUCCAGAAAAAGGACACCCAGGUUAUGACAAACUGUACAAGCUGCGACCAGUGAUCAAGAUACUAUCUGAAUCUUUUUCCAAGUGUUACCAACCCAGCAAACACCUAGCAAUUGAUGAGUCAAUGAUCAAAUUCAAAGGCCGCAACAGUAUGAAACAAUACAUGAGAGAUAAACCCAUAAAGCGUGGUUACAAAGUGUGGAUGCUGUGUGACAAGACCUCUUACAACUUGAAAUUUGAUAUUUACACCGGAAAAGUAGGUGACACAGUGCAAACAGGCCUUGGGGAGCAUGUAGUGCUGAGUUUGUCCUCUGAACUCGUAAAUAAAGGCCAUUAUCUUUAUUUCGACAACUAUUUCAAUAGCUAUAACUUGUUGGCUGGUUUACAGCAGAGAAACAUAUAUGCCUGUGGGACAGUUCAACCAACAAGGAAACAUUUACCCAAAUUAAAAACAGACAAAGAAUUAAGCAGAGGUGAAUUUGACUGGAGGGUCAGCAACUGUGGCAUCCUCUACUUGAAGUGGAAAGAUAAGAGAGCUGUUCAUCUCCUUUCAAAUUUUCACAGUCCUGAAGUUACUACAGUGACUCGCCGUGAAAGAGAUGGUUCACGCAUAGAGCUACCUUGUCCUCAAGCAGUGAUGGAUUACAAUGCACACAUGAACAAUGUCGACAAGUUCGACCAACUGAAAAAAUCAUAUGAAAUAAGCCGGAGAAGUAAAAAGUGUUGCAGCCUGUUCUUGGCACGUGGAUUUUCAAGCAAGGAAAAUCUUAACGAGCACCUCUACAGUUUCAGUCAGUGUAUACAACAGCAAGAUAAUGUCUUUAUUGCAUUGCUUAAUCAACUUCAUGACGCUACGUUCACAUCUGAUGACAAAGAUAUCCUGUAUGGCAAAGUUAUCUCUAAAGCUGAUCUAAGAGCAGAGAGUGUGAAGCAGUUGAUUGGCAUCUAUCCAACAAAUGCACACUAUGUUGCCUGGAACCAGGAGGGACUUGCAGAACUGACUGCAAAAGUUUAUAAAGCUUACACUAUUGAUAAGUACUGA